This is a messenger RNA of Poeciliopsis prolifica (blackstripe livebearer), 3358 nucleotides long. RefSeq names its product AFG1 like ATPase b (gene afg1lb). The record is from RefSeq and is a predicted model, not a curated record. Lineage: Eukaryota; Metazoa; Chordata; Actinopteri; Cyprinodontiformes; Poeciliidae. Bases 1 to 1500 code for a protein of 499 amino acids. The transcript is spliced from 13 exons. Gene Ontology annotation, cellular component: cytoplasm; mitochondrion. Gene Ontology annotation, molecular function: ATP hydrolysis activity; ATP binding.
AUGGCGUCCUACAUGGUUCCAGCCGCCGUUAAGUCCUCUGCAGUGUUUUUGUUGACAAAACGAGCUCAAUCUGUAAAUAAAAUCUACCGUCUUCCACGGACUGCCACCGCAGAAGGUUCCAGGUGUUUCAGUCUCUCUGUGUCAUCCCGCUCCUCUUCCUCGGACACUUCAGCUACAGACCUUUGUGGCUCCGGUGACAUUGUGGGUCACUUUGAGCGGCUUGUGCAAAGUGGCUCCCUAAAGAAGGACGUUCAGCAGAAAUAUGUCCUCCAGCGGCUGGCUCUACUGCAGCAAACCUUAAAGACUUAUACUAACAGUAUGUACCUGAACCCACCAUCAACAGAACACGACAAAGAUCACAGCAGUCAACCUCUAUAUGAUGAUGCUACAACAACAAAAACGGAACCUCCUCCACAACAACCACCACCUCCUAAGGGUCUCUAUAUAUAUGGAAAUGUUGGCUCAGGGAAGACCAUGCUCAUGGAUUUGUUUUACUCCCAUGUGGAAAACAGUUGCAAAAAGAGAGUCCAUUUCAACAGCUUCAUGUUGGAUAUCCAUAAGAGGAUCCACCGCAGGAAACAAAGCCUACCGAAGCGAAGGCUAGGGGAAAUGUUCAACUAUGACCCCAUAUCUCCGGUUGCCAUGGAGAUCAGCAGUGAGAUUUGCCUGUUGUGUUUUGAUGAGUUUCAGGUGACUGAUGUUGCUGAUGCCAUGAUCCUGAAGCAGCUGUUUGAGGCACUGUUCAAAACCGGAGUGGUGGUGGUGGCCACCUCUAACAGACCCCCAGACGAUCUGUACAAAAACGGACUUCAGAGGGACACCUUCCUACCUUUCAUCGACGUGCUAAAGAAAUACUGCCACACUGUCUGUCUGGACUCUGGGAUUGACUACAGGAGGCUGGACAGGCCCGUGGCUGGAAAACUUUACUACCUCACAGGAGAACCUGGAGCAGAGGCUUACCUGGAUGCACUGUUUGAGGAGCUGGCAUUAAGACAGAAAAGUGUUACUGGUUCUCGUGUUCUCACUGUCCUGGGCAGAGAUGUGACUCUUCAGAAGACGUGUGGCUCCAUCGCUGAUUGUACUUUUGAAGAACUGUGUGGUAAACCAACGGGUGCCAGCGAUUACCUGGAAAUGGCACGGAUCUUUGACACUGUAUUCAUCCGCCACGUCCCCAAACUGACGCUGACUCUGAAGGACCAGGCCAGGCGCUUCACCACGCUCAUAGACAAUUUCUAUGAUCACAAGGUGAGAGUGGUGCUUCUGGCAGCGGCUCCCUUAGAGCAGCUCUUCAUCCAUACUGGAGGAGAAGAUGAGAGAGAUCGACAGCUGCUGGAUGACCUGGGCCUCAGUGAUGAGGCAGCAGAGAGGCUCACUCUGUUCACAGCCGAGGAAGAGAUCUUUGCUUUUCAAAGGACCGUCUCUCGGCUGAGGGAAAUGCAAACUGAGGCUUACUGGAUGGAGGGAGAUCGCAGUUCCAGCAGUAGACACAUGAAUAGCUAACAUCUGCAGUUGAAAGCUUGAAUAAGAAACUACCUCCCAAAAGCAUGAUGCCUCACUAACCAGCUUCACUCCUGAUGGAGUAAAUCAAAAUGUCUUAGAGCAGCCAGUCUUCAGGGGCUGAUGUCCUGCAUGUUUUGGAUGUUUCUCCGAUUCAGCACACCUGAAUCAAAUGAAGGAGCUCUUAGCAGGUCGUGCAGAAGUGGAUGUCAUGGUGAGGAGGCAAUUCAGCUGUGUGUGUAGUGAUACAUCCAAAAACAUCCAGGACACUGGUUCUGUUUCAGAGUAAGCAGUACUUUGCAACAAACUGUAAAACAAAAACUGCAUCCCAUUUCAUCUGAUGUCUCCUCAUGUUUUAUAUGAGUUGAAGAUGUCCUGCAAGGACUGCUCUCUCCCCCUCGUGGACCGCUGGUUUAAAAGGUCGACAGCUUUCCAAGGAUUUUACGCUACAGUGGGGAGAGGAUCAAACAUCCUUCCUUAGCGGGUGAUUAGUGCCCUCUAGUGGAGGAAAGUUUAUCAAAUAUUUUUUUAAACCAGGUUUUUUUUCCUAAUCUGAAUGUUGUUCAAACAUGAGGAAGUGCAUAAUUGUGAAGUGAAAAGAAAUGAUGCGUAGUUUUCAAUAUUUGUUUACACAAUCAGACAUCUGGAAGACAUUGCAGGUAUUUGUAAUGUUUUCAUUAAGUUGGGUGUUAACCAAACCCCCACUUGAAUGCUUUGUUGAAGCAUCAAAUUUGAGUUUUUCACACCCAGCAACUCGAAUGCUUGCCCAGUAUUUCCAGAGAGGGAGCAUUCCCCCCAGCAUGAUACUGGCACCACCAUGUUCCACUGAUGAUGCAUUCAGAGGGGGAGCAUUAAAGGAAAGGUGAAGCCAUGUCUUAUUUCUUUAAAUGGUGUUUACAAGAUCAUCCCAUCUGGAGAUUGACUGACUGGUCAUAUACAAAUAACACCACCCAUCUUUACUUUGACUCUCUGAGUCUUUUUUUAAUUAAUUUUAAGAUAUUUUAACUCAUUUUCAAAGGGCUUGCACCUCGUUACCUUAAGUCUAUAUACACUUCAAGUAGAUCACAGAAGUCUGUUGAACAGUUUCUUGUUGUUUCUGCAGCUGAAACAUAAGAGGCUAGGCUUUUGCAUUAGCUGCACAUUAGAACCUACAGCGCUUUGGCCAAUGGCUUUUUUUUUUCUUCAAAUCUAAUUUUUAAUUGAAAGGGACUUGGCUUUCUAGGUGCUAAAUACAAAUACUUUCCAGACAUUUCAGAUUUCUAUUUAUUUGAAACAAUUUAGCCCAUGUAUCAUUGUCCUUCUGUCUCACAAUUAUGCUCUGCUUUUUUGUCUAACAUAUGAACUCCGUAAAAUACACUGCUUUGUGGGUGUAUCAUAACCAAACUACUAAAAGUUUUUAGAGGGUGUGAAAGGCACUUUAAUGUAAAGAAUCUGAACUAAGUGAUUUUAAUGGAAUAUCAGGAAAUGUACAAUUUAAUGAAAAAACACAUUUGGAUACAAAUGCCUGUUUUGAUUGUUCAUUUAUUUGUACAAAACAAAUAAAUGAACAAUUGGCAAUAUAUUGCAUUGAAACGUGAUAUAUCUUGCAAUAUAUCUUUCUUGAUGGUUGUGCACAGAACAAGAUCCACGGCAGUACUUAUUCCAACUUCUAAGAUCAGUUUGGGUCUUUGGUAAACAUAACAUGCAGAAGAAAUUAAUAGUACUUGGAGAAAUCCCACACAAGGUAAUUCCACAGAAACUGUUACUCAAGCACCCUUUACCCUUUAACUGUUACUCUAUUUUUGUAUGAUUAAAUAACUUGGUUUUUCAUGGCAUGAAUGCUCAGUGUUGGUGAAUACAUGAAUAAAUUAAAAUAAAAAGA